This is a messenger RNA of Penicillium lagena, 552 nucleotides long. RefSeq names its product non-canonical purine NTP pyrophosphatase. The record is from RefSeq and is a predicted model, not a curated record. NCBI's taxonomy places the organism in Eukaryota, Fungi, Ascomycota, Eurotiomycetes, Eurotiales, Aspergillaceae. Gene Ontology annotation, molecular function: nucleoside triphosphate diphosphatase activity. Bases 1 to 552 code for a protein of 183 amino acids. Gene Ontology annotation, biological process: nucleoside triphosphate catabolic process. The transcript is spliced from 6 exons. Gene Ontology annotation, cellular component: cytoplasm.
AUGUCGCUGAAAAAGCUCAACUUUAUCACGGGCAACCAAAACAAGCUCGCCGAGGUGCGGGCCAUCCUCGGCAGCGUCAUCGAGGUCGACAGCCAGGCCGUCGACGUGCCCGAGAUCCAAGGGACCAUCGAGGAUAUCGCCAAGGAGAAGGCCCGGCGCGCCGCAGAGGCAAUUAACGGGCCUGCCUUGACGGAAGACACCGCGCUCGAGUUCCACGCGCUCAAGGGCCUCCCGGGGCCGUACAUCAAAUCGUUCCUGGAUACGUUGGGCCAUGAAGGCUUGAACAAGAUACUGGACUCGUUUGAUGACCGCGGCGCUGAGGCUGUUUGUACAUUUGCUUUCUGUCGGGGUCCGGGCGAGGAGCCUAUUCUGUUCCAGGGCAGGACGAAGGGUGCCAUUGUGCGUCCCAGAGGCCCGGCCAACUUCGGGUGGGAUCCCAUCUUCGAGCACGAGGGCAAGACAUAUGCCGAGAUGGAGAAGGAGGAAAAGAACCGCGUCUCGCAUCGGUACAAGGCGCUGGUGAAGCUGCAGCAGUGGCUGGGCCACCAAUAG